UGCCCUCGUGCCUCGUCAGCGUCGGCUGCUUGUCCCGAGGGGGCCUGCACGCGGGAGGGCGUUGAGGGCUGCAGCAGGCCGGAGCUGAGUCUCUUCAGGGGGGCGUCGUUGGCUAGUGGGGUUCACCUGGUGACACUCCUGUUUAUGUCAGCAAGUGUGCUCAGUGGGUGAGACCCCGACCCAGCUCUCGGCGGGCAGUUGUGAAAGGUGAACAUGGGAAACGAUGUCGCUGUGGUCGCGAACUGCCGUCUGGGAUUCCAGGGCUCUGGCCUCCUGGAGCUGCCGGACUUGGGGAGGCCUUGUUGGGAGGACCCCUGCAAACGGCUAGAUUUUCUUCCGUUAACAUGUGAUGCAUGUAAACAAGAUUUCUGCAAAGACCAUUUUACUUGUGCUGCACAUAAAUGUCUAUUUGCAUUCAAGAAGGACAUUCGGGUCCCAGUAUGCCCACUUUGUAACAAGCCAGUUCCAGUAAAAAAGGGAGCAAUCCCAGAUGUGGUGGUUGGUGAGCACAUGGAUCGAGACUGUAGCUAUCAUCCUGGGAAGAAAGAGAAGGUUUUCAUACAUCAGUGCUCAAAACAGGGGUGCAAGAAGAAGGAGAUGCUGCAGGUGACUUGUGACCAGUGCCACGGCAGCUUCUGUAUUCAGCACAGACACCCUCUGGAUCACAGCUGCCAACACGGGAGCCGCGCCAUCAGCGUCGCCGGGUGUGCAGCUUCCAGGGCCUCUGAACCCAAGCCGUCCAAGCCAUCGGGAGCUUUACGUUCGUUGUCGUGCAGUUGGCUAGCUCAGCAACUCAGAUGGAAAGUAAAGAGAUGAUGUGGCUGUAUCUAUCCACAUGGGGACAUUAGCUUGUUUUGCGUAUUUUAACUUUAUAGACCACAUUUGUGCUCUAGCACCUUCAUACUUCCCAUGGCAAACAGUCUGGAAUGGCAUUAAAACUUUUACAGUAAAGUGUGCAAAUUUUGGUAAAAUAGAAGAAUGUUGAUAUUCUGAGUUUGGCUAAACUACUGCAUCAGCCUCUGCUUCCUCGCUCCUGCCUCCAAAUGCUGUGACCUGAAGAGCAAAGGAUCUGAGUGUUACCCAGCCUGAGCUGCGCAAAAACCUAGUGCUGUGGAAGCGUCUGUCCUUUACACAAGCACCCAGCUGAUGGCACUCUGUCUUUUCCACGUGGCUUCUGGAGUUUCCGUGGCUUCUGUGGUGACUGACCUCUGAGCCCAGAAGGGGGAGGCCUUGGGCUGCUUGGCUAAGGGCUCUUGUUCAGAGGUGGCCCCCAUUCUCAGAGAGCAGCCUUGUGGCCGUGCAGAUUGUUAAGUGCUGGGCUUCUACUGAUGGCCUCAGUCCAGGAGAGAGCACUGGGCAUUGAGAAACAGUGAAGCAAAAUAUCAUUGGAACCGGGUCCUGAUCUUAACCUGUGUACCCAGACCUCGCCUUGCUCCUGGGUUAACAGAAUCCAAGCAGUUACUCAGAGCUUCAAAAUGCCUUGCAGGGGAAGGGCUUUUGUGGAGUUUCCAUUCGCGAAUAGGGGAUCGCAACUUUCUAGGAGUUGUCUUGCUGGUGGUGGUUCUGAACCAGUGGGUCUCACACUUGGGCACACAGAGUCGCCCAGAGGGCUUGUCAGAAUGGUGCAAGGCCCACCCCUGCAGUUUCUGGUUGGAGUUUCUGCUUCUGUGGGUCUGAGGGGGCCUUGAGAAUUUGCACUUGCAACAAGUUCCCAACUGAUGCUGUGGGUCUGGGGACCCCACUUGGACAAUCACUUGUCCCGUGUCCUGUGUCCCUACAGUCCAGUACAUAGUCGUUAGCCACAGAUGUCAUGGAGCAUGUGAAAUGCAGCAAGCCCAACUGUGGGGUUGGAUUCUUAGUUUUAUUUAACUUAAAGGCUGUUAACUUUACUUCUUAGAAAAUUCUUCAGUACAUUAGGAACGUCGACAUGAGUCUGAGUUUUCAGUUGUGAAUUUUAAAUAUAGCUCAGGUCUUCCUCAUGAAAACUUCAUGUCCAAAUUGAGAAUCUAAAACACACGAACUUUGAAGACCAUACGAAAAAAAUGUAAAAUACAUCAUUGUUAAAAAUAUUAUUCACAUGUUGAAAUGAUAAUUUUGGAUGUGAUGGAUCAGAUAAAGCAAUAAAGUUAAUUUUACCUGCUUUACUUUUAA
This is a messenger RNA of Suricata suricatta (meerkat), 2151 nucleotides long. RefSeq names its product AN1-type zinc finger protein 2A-like. The record is from RefSeq and is a predicted model, not a curated record. Gene Ontology annotation, cellular component: cytoplasm; endoplasmic reticulum. The transcript is spliced from 7 exons. Gene Ontology annotation, molecular function: zinc ion binding. Bases 214 to 816 code for a protein of 200 amino acids. Gene Ontology annotation, biological process: protein targeting to ER; proteasome-mediated ubiquitin-dependent protein catabolic process. NCBI's taxonomy places the organism in Eukaryota, Metazoa, Chordata, Mammalia, Carnivora, Herpestidae.